CCAGAACGUGGCAACAUAACCUCAAUUCUCGACAAUUUACGGCGAACCAGCAAUAUCAUUCGCAUUAAGUGACUCUGCACUGCCUUCUAAUACCUUCGACACGAGGUCCGUCGUCCGACAAAGAGCGAUAUAAGUACUGGUAAUCUGAGGGCCAAACGCGAACUGGUUUCCAACCCCCGCCCAGGCUCGCCCCACAUCCCCGAGCGCUGCCGAAGUUCCUCGCCGACUCCGUGACCUCUCACCUCGGUGCCCUUGCUGCAGGCGAUCCACUCACACCGCCUGGACCGUACGCCGUAUAUCCCACCAGCCCGGGUUCGCGAGUCCCGACGAGACAGGCCAGCACAACACCGACACGAUGAAGCUUUAUUACGUCGGCGUUCUCGACAACUCCAGGAAGCCGGCGGUGCAGCUGUGCGCCGCGUACGAGCUCAGCGACUUCUCACGCUUCACCAGAAAUGAAUAUGGAAACUUCAUGACCAUGAUCAGCAAGACGGUGGCCGAGCGGACAGGGCCGGGUCAGAGACAGAGCGUCGAGGAGCAGGACUACGUUGUCCACUGCUAUUCCCGAUCCGAAGGCGUCGCGGGGGUCAUAAUCACCAAGGACUAUCCCCACAUUGCCGCCCACAGCGUUCUCUCCAAGCUCAUGGACCAGUUCCUGUCCGAGGUCCCGCUCGACACGGUCAAGGCCGCCCGAAACGACGGCGAUGUCUCGUUCCCCGCCGUGCAGGAUUUCUUGAACAACUACCAGGAUGCCAACCAAGCGAGCAGCAUCGCCAGGAUUCAGCAGGAGCUGGAUGAGACCAAGAUCGUGUUGCACAAGGCCAUCGACAGCGUCCUGCAACGUGGUGAGAAAUUGGACGACCUCGUAGCCAAGAGCUCCGACCUGAGCGCGCAGAGCAAGAUGUUCUACAAGUCGGCCAAGAAGCAGAACUCGUGCUGCCUUGUGAUGUGAGCCCUUGAGGGUGACUAAGAGCAGGCCGCGCCCUGGAACGGGAUUCGGAACAUUGGACCGCCGUGUCCUCCCUCGGCGCCUCGACUGAGAUAGGAUGAAUGCUGCUUCUCGCGUGGCUUCCUUGACGGUCCUCAACCGACAUCUACCGCCUUGGUGUACCACUGGUGUUUUGGCCCGGGCCCAGGGUCGACGAGGAGUGGCCUCGAUACUCACUCGAAUCUAUCCGCCUGGGUGAUAUUUUUGGCCCUGGAGCCGGCUUUAGCCCUUUGGUCUCUCAAUUCGCUUGGGAACGGUCGGAAGACUUCACCUUGGGCCCGACACGGAGCCGACAAGCCGCCGGACAGCUUCAAGAAAAGGUUUCACCGAAUCAUGGGCUCAAUCAGGAGAAGGUAGCUGUGGUGUUCGUGAUGGAUCAUCCAGCUUCCGCGCCCUCGCUCUCGUCCCCGGCGACAGCGACAGCCGCUCGGAUUUCUGUUAUUACAAUACCCCGAUAGAUGAAUGAUCUGUACAAGAAUAUCGAUGAUCUUUG
This is a messenger RNA of Thermothelomyces thermophilus ATCC 42464, 1481 nucleotides long. RefSeq lists its product as uncharacterized. The record is from RefSeq and is a predicted model, not a curated record. Gene Ontology annotation, molecular function: SNAP receptor activity. Gene Ontology annotation, cellular component: Golgi apparatus. Bases 356 to 952 code for a protein of 198 amino acids. The transcript has 4 exons. Lineage: Eukaryota; Fungi; Ascomycota; Sordariomycetes; Sordariales; Chaetomiaceae. Gene Ontology annotation, biological process: endoplasmic reticulum to Golgi vesicle-mediated transport.